Boleophthalmus pectinirostris (great blue-spotted mudskipper) is the source of this 1983-nucleotide messenger RNA. It is a transcript of the gene panx2, whose product is annotated as pannexin 2. Bases 1 to 1983 code for a protein of 660 amino acids. The record is from RefSeq and is a predicted model, not a curated record. The transcript has 5 exons. Lineage: Eukaryota; Metazoa; Chordata; Actinopteri; Gobiiformes; Gobiidae. Gene Ontology annotation, molecular function: channel activity. Gene Ontology annotation, biological process: monoatomic cation transport; positive regulation of interleukin-1 production.
AUGCAGAACCUUCUCGAUCAGAACUUAGACAUGGCCACAGCUCUACUUGCAGGAGAGAAGCUGAAGGAGCUGAUCCUGCCAGGCUCCUCUCAGGAUGAGAAGGGCGGGGCUCUGGCGGGACUCAUGGUGCAGCUAAAACUGGAGCUGCCUUUUGAUCGCGUAGUCACCAUCGGCACAGUCAUCAUCCCCAUCCUGCUCGUCACGCUCGUCUUCACAAGGAAUUUUGCAGAGGAAUCCAUCUAUUGUUACACACCGCACAAUUUCACCAGAGACCAAGCACUGUACGCCCGAGGCUACUGCUGGACGGAGCUGCGCGACGCUGUACCUGGAGUGGAGCCUCACCUGUGGCCUUCACUGUUUGAGCAUAAAUUCCUGCCCUACGCUCUGCUGGCGUUCGCAGGGAUCAUGUAUAUUCCUGUACUGGGCUGGGAGUUUCUCGCCUCCACACGGCUCACUUCAGAGCUCAAUUUCCUGCUUCAGGAGAUUGAUAACUGCUAUCACCGAGCUGCUGAGGGCAGAGCGCCAAAGAUCGAGAAACAGAUCCAAUCCAAAGGACCUGGAAUAACAGAAAGAGAGAGAAGGGAGAUCAUUGAGAAUGCAGAGAAGGAGAAGAGUCCCGAGCAGAACCUGUUUGAAAAGUAUUUGGAAAGACGAGGUCAAAGUAACUUUCUGGCUAAGCUUUAUUUUGCACGUCAUCUGGCCAUCAUCUGCCUCAGCUCCAUCCCCAUCUCCUACCUGAGCGCGUACUACGCCCGGCAGAGACAGAAUGAGUUCACCUGUGCUCUGGGGGAGCCUCCAGACAUCAGCAGCUAUCCUGAGCUUAAGCUCAAAGUAAACUGUAAACUGCCUGCUGUGCAGCUGCAGCGCAUCAUGGCCGCUGUAGACAUAGCUCUGCUCUGCUCUGUCAACUUCAUUAUUCUGUUAAAUCUGUUAAAUUUAUUUGUCGUUCGCAAAUCAAACUUUGUGUUUGACAAACUGCAUAAAGUAGGUAUCAAGACUCGAAAGAGCUGGCAGAAAUCUCAGUUUUGUGAUAUUAAUAUUUUGGCCAUGUUUUGCAAUGAAAACAGGGACCACAUCAAGUCACUGAACCGACUGGACUUCAUCACUAAUGAGAGUGACCUGAUGUAUGACAAUGUGGUCCGGCAGCUGCUAGCAGCGCUGGCUCAGUCCAACCAUGAUUCUACUCCAACUGUGAGGGAGUCUGGAAUACAAACUCUCGAUCCCAAUCUGGACCCUUCAGACCUCGGGGUGGGAGAGCUGGGAGGAGAGCCUCUGGUCAUCAAACGACCUCGCAAAAAAAUAAAGUGGAUUCCAUCUUCAAAUCCACUCCCUCAACCAUUCAAGGAGCCCGUUGCUCUGGCAGGUUUACAGAGCACUGCAAAGCCUGAGAAACCCAAACCUCUGAGACGAAAGACUGUUGCAGACAGCCUCAUUGCACCACUUCUUGAUAACAAGAGCACACACAACCAUCCAACAAAAGACCUGAGUGGAAUGGAAAAGAAACACACUCGAAACUUCUCCCUGGAUGUCCAUCCAUACAUGCUCACAAUACGUAAACCAAAAGUCGGCACCACUGCAGCUGUGCCUGUUCCCUCAGAGCACAGCAUUGAUGAAGUGUUUCUUGAAGGCACACACACAAUUGUUCAUGUUUCCGCUGGAAUGACAGAGACAAAGAUUUGCUCUCCUGAAUCUACCACUACUGCCUUUUCUACCGUGACCCUCCCCACCAACACUUAUGUAAAUGGUUUGAGUCCAAACCCACCGUCCAGUGAAGACGCGCUCAGCCCUAAAUCCUCCCCGUCUCAAAGGGACCCUCUUCCUCAGGCAGCAAACAUGGAGUGUCUGUCUCCAUCUCUCACCAUUGCUCCUGCACACCAGCUUUUAAGUAUUCAUCAUAAUAUGUUUGAGGAAGACGAGGAUGAAGAGAACCGCAGGAGACUUGCAGAGAGACCAGGGGAACUCAUUGCAGCAGGCGAAUGUUAA